AUGCAGUAGCCAAAAUAAUAAUAGUUAUCAGUAUAGGCUCAAAAAGAAAGAGGUAGGAUUGUAUUGCAUCUUAGAUCGUUUAAAGGCUUAACGUGAAGGAUAAUUAAAUAAAAAAGAACAGGCUUUGAAUAAAUUAAGUGAUGAAGAAGUAGUCGCAUAACUUAAAGCUAAAGGGUUAGGUGUAUAUGGAACAAAGCAAGAAAAACUAGAAAGAUUAAAGAAGGCAAAUGGUAUUGAUAUUUUUAAUCUUUUCAAAGGGAUUGAAGUAAGCAAAUGCGAAUCGGCACCAUAACAAUAACAAGCACCUGUUUUCUAACCACCAUAACCUCCAAAAGGCUCUGUGGUUGAUAAUAUAAAGAAAAUGGAAUAAUAAAGGGAGGAACGUAGAAAAAAUAUGUAAGAAAUGAAGAGGGAAAAGGCUGAAAGAGAAGAGUAUAAUUAAAUAUUAGGUAAAAAUGUUGAUAUAGAAUUUGAAUUGAUGAUUGAUAAAAGCAGACUUAAAGGUGGAUNUUAUAAGAAAAGUAGUAAAAAUCACUUUUUAUAGUAAUGGCUUCCUCUUUUACUACAAUUAAAACUCCUAAUAUUUUUAUUCUAAUAUGUUGUCUUUGAAUUAUAAAGUAUACUUAUUUAACAUAAGAAAUUAUAAAUAAUAAAAUCGAAAGUUUAAUUGCUUAAAUUGCAAAAUUGUAAAAAAAUAUAUGAUGAAAUUAUUUAUUAGAACCUAAGAAGCGAAUAAAUUUUAAUAAUAAAAAAAAUCUAUAUAUUUUUAUCAAAAUUUUACCUAUAUAGAUAAUUUUUAACACAUUUUUAAUUUUUUAAAGUUAAGCACUAUCAAAUCCAAAUAGUCAAAAACCAAAAAAAAUAAAAACAAUCAUAUAUAAUUCUUUAUUGA
Messenger RNA from Paramecium primaurelia, 892 nucleotides. The record is from the annotation of a GenBank genome assembly. NCBI's taxonomy places the organism in Eukaryota, Ciliophora, Oligohymenophorea, Peniculida, Parameciidae.